This is a messenger RNA of Ziziphus jujuba (common jujube), 4768 nucleotides long. RefSeq names its product ABC transporter B family member 9. The transcript has 12 exons. Bases 10 to 3867 code for a protein of 1285 amino acids. The record is from RefSeq and is a predicted model, not a curated record. Gene Ontology annotation, molecular function: ATP hydrolysis activity; ABC-type transporter activity; ATP binding. Gene Ontology annotation, biological process: transmembrane transport. NCBI's taxonomy places the organism in Eukaryota, Viridiplantae, Streptophyta, Magnoliopsida, Rosales, Rhamnaceae. Gene Ontology annotation, cellular component: membrane.
GGAGGAGGGAUGGCAAAGGUGUUGCCGACGACGUCAUUGUCGCCGCCGUCGUCGACGAGGAUUGAUAACAAAGAAGGAGAACGACAUGUCGUGAAAGGAGAUGAUAAGCAGCAGGUGUCGUUUUAUAAGCUGUUCUCUUUUGCCGACCGGUUGGAUGUCGUGUUGAUGGUUGUGGGGACAAUAUCUGCCAUAGGAAACGGCAUGUCGCAGCCUCUCUUGCUUCUCAUUUUUGGGCGGCUUAUUAAUUCUUUUGGUACUUCUAAUAGCUCCGAUAUCAUUGAUAAGGUUUCACAGCUUUGUUUGAACCUUGUAUACUUGGCAAUUGGUACUGGUAUUGCUGCAUUUCUUCAGGUAUCAUGUUGGAUGAUAACUGGAGAAAGACAAGCCACUCGAAUUCGAGGCUUGUACUUGAAAACAAUACUAAGGCAAGACAUUGCCUUUUUCGACACUGAAACUACAACGGGAGAAGUCAUUGGGAGGAUGUCAGGGGAUACCAUUCUCAUUCAGGAUGCAAUUGGUGAAAAGGUAGGGAAGUUCAUACAACUUGUUUCAACAUUUUUCGGUGGUUUUGUUAUUGCCUUUGCCAAAGGAUGGCUUCUUUCCCUUGUUCUGCUUUCAUGUAUUCCAGCCAUUAUCAUUGCUGGUGGAGUCGUUGCAACGGUGAUAACAAAAAUGUCGAGCCAAGGGCAACUUGCUUAUGCAGAAGCUGGCAAUGUAGUAGAGCAAACUGUUGGAGCCAUUAGAACAGUUGCAUCCUUCACUGGGGAGAAGAAAGCGAUUGACAGAUACAACAUGAAGCUUAAUGCUGCCUACAAAUCAGCAACACACCAAGGGUUGGUCUCAGGAUUUGGACUUGGAGUUGUUGGGCUUAUUGUCUUUGGGACUUAUGGACUUGCUAUUUGGUAUGGAUCUAAACUAAUCAUUGACAAAGGAUACAAUGGAGGAGAUGUCAUUAAUGUAGUUUUAGCAAUCAUGACAGGUGGAAUGUCAUUAGGUCAGACAUCCCCAUGCUUGAAUGCAUUUGCUUCAGGGCAAGCUGCAGCUUCUAAAAUGUUCGAAACAAUCCAUCGAAAACCAAAAAUCGAUGCCUCUGAUAACAGUGGAAUUGUGUUGGAAGACAUGAACGGAGAUAUUGAACUCAAAGAUGUGUACUUCACAUAUCCUGCUAGGCCAGAUGUGCAGAUCUUUGAUAGGUUUUCACUGCAGGUUCCAAGUGGGAAAACUGCUGCUUUAGUUGGGCAAAGCGGGAGCGGAAAAUCAACAGUAAUCAGCCUUAUUGAAAGAUUUUAUGACCCGGAUGCUGGUGAGGUACUUAUUGAUGGUAUUGAUUUGAGGAAAUUGCAGCUUAGAUUCAUAAGGGAGAAGAUUGGACUUGUUAGUCAAGAACCUAUUUUAUUUGCUACAACUAUAAGAGAAAAUAUAGCUUAUGGGAAGGGAAAUGCAACUGAAGAGGAGAUUAGAAUGGCGAUUAAGCUUGCCAAUGCAGCAAAAUUUAUUGACAAGUUGCCUAAGGGGCUGGACACAUUGGCUGGUGAGCAUGGAACACAGCUAUCUGGUGGGCAAAAACAGAGAAUAGCAAUUGCAAGGGCAAUUUUGAAGAAUCCCAGAAUUCUCCUUCUUGAUGAAGCAACAAGUGCCCUUGAUUCAGAGUCCGAACGAAUUGUUCAAGAGGCACUGGAAACAGUCAUGGAAAAUAGGACAACUUUAGUGGUUGCACAUAGAUUGACAACUAUCAGGAAUGCUGACAUUAUAGCUGUGGUGCACCAAGGGAAACUUGUAGAACAAGGAACACAUGCUGAAUUGAUCAAAGACCCAGAUGGAGCUUACUCUCAGCUAGUAAGGCUUCAAGAAGGAGCUAAUGAAACAGAAAAUACCCAAACCUCUGAGGAUGAUAAGGCAAAUGGAAGUUUUGAACUUGACAGGUCCAUUGCAAGGUCUGGGAGCCAGAGAUUAUCAUCAAAGAGAUCCAUAAGCAGGGGUUCAUCAAGCAGCAGACGCUCUCUCACUCUUAGCUUUUCUAUUCCGGCACCGAUUAAUUUUCUGGACAUUGAAGAAACAAAUGAUCCAGAGAAUUCAGUAAGAAGUAAUAAGGUGAAUCCGGAAAUGCGUAAAAAAGUUUCCAUCAAAAGGUUAGCCUAUCUAAAUAAGCCUGAGCUUCCAAUUUUAUUGCUUGGAUCAGUUGCUGCCAUGGUAAAUGGUGUUCUUUUCCCUGUAUGUGGCCUUGUACUCUCGAGUGCCAUUGAAAUGUUUUACAAACCUCCCAGUGAGCUAAGAAAGGAUUCCAAAUUUUGGGCUCUUAUGUUUCUGGGUAUGGGUUUAGCUGAUUUUGUUGCAUCUCCAAUCCAAAAUUACUUAUUUGGAAUUGCUGGUGGAAGAUUGAUACGACGUAUUCGUCAAUUAACAUUUGCGAAGGUUGUUCACCAAGAAAUCAGUUGGUUCGAUGAUGCUGCAAAUUCUAGUGGUGCAGUUGGUGCAAGAUUGUCUUCUGAUGCCUCAACAAUUAAAAGUCUUGUUGGUGAUGCUUUGGCCUUGUUGGCUCAGAAUGCAACGACAAUUGUGGCAGGGAUAGUCAUAUCAUUCACAGCUAAUUGGAUACUUGCACUGAUAGCUCUAGCUGUGUCACCCAUUUUGGUUGUGCAGGGCAUCAUGGAGACAAAAUUCCUAGAAGGAUUCAGUGCCGAUGCCAAGAUUAUGUAUGAAGAAGCCAGUCAAGUGGCAAAUGAUGCAGUUGGUAGCAUAAGAACAGUUGCAUCAUUUUGUGCCGAGGAAAAGGUUAUGGAAAUGUACAAGAAGAAGUGUGAAGCUCCAAUGAGUCAAGGAGUAAGAUUAGGGCUCAUAAGUGGUGCAGGCUUUGGUUUUUCUUUCUUUGCACUCUUCUGCAUAGAGGCAUUCAUUUUCUACAUUGGAGCUGUACUUGAGAAAAAUGGAAAAGCUACAUUUGGGGAAGUUUUUAAGGUUUUCUUAGCUUUGGUACUUUCCGCAAUGGGGGUUUCCCAAAGUACUGCCAUGGCUCCUGACACUAGCAAAGCCAAGGAUUCAGCAGCUUCAAUAUUUGGAAUUCUUGAUAGCAAGCCUAAGAUUGAUUCAAGCAGCAAUGAAGGGACAACACUACCAACUAUAAAAGGCGAUAUUGAGUUCGAGCAUGUGAGCUUUAAUUAUCCCACAAGACCUGAUAUUGAAAUUUUCAGAGACUUUUGUUUGGGUAUUCCCUCUGGAAAGACUGUUGCUUUGGUUGGAGAAAGUGGAAGCGGAAAAUCAACUGCAAUAAGCCUAAUAGAGAGAUUUUAUGAUCCAAAUUCAGGACGUAUAACAUUAGAUGGAGUUGAGAUCCAAAACAUGAAGCUAAGUUGGCUAAGGCAACAAAUGGGAUUGGUUAGCCAAGAACCAAUUCUCUUUAACGAAACGAUUCGAGACAACAUAGCUUAUGGUAAACAAGGUGAUAUUAGUGAGGAAGAGAUAAUUGCAGCAACAAAAGCAGCAAAUGCACACAACUUCAUAUCAUCAUUGCCUCAAGGCUAUAACACAUCUGUUGGGGAAAGAGGGAUACAAUUAUCUGGAGGCCAAAAGCAGAGAAUAGCCAUUGCCAGAGCAAUCCUAAAGAACCCAAAAAUUCUUUUGCUUGAUGAAGCUACAAGUGCAUUGGAUGCAGAAUCUGAAAGAGUAGUACAAGAUGCAUUGGAUAGAGUUAUGGUGGAUAGAACAACCGUCGUUGUUGCUCAUCGCCUUACGACAAUCAAAGGGGCUGAUAUAAUUGCAGUGGUGAAGAAUGGUGUGAUUGCUGAGAAAGGAACUCAUGAUUUGUUGAUGAAGGUCAGUGGUGGUGUCUAUGCAUCUCUUCUGGCACUUCACAUGAGUUCUUCAACAUGAGAAAAAAGAAAACAAAAAACACAUACACAAAAUUUUAUAUAUGGUUUUGUAGAGCUGUAGGAGGUAUGCAUUUGUACUUUUUGACUGUAGAGUAUUGGAAGUUGCCUGCUUCAACAGAAAACUGUCCAAUAUUAAGAUUAAUUUUGAUUAUUCUUUAAGAUUCAAUAUUUUUCUUUCCCUUUUUUUAAGUAGAAAAAAGGCAUACCAUUUACUAAGAACAAACACUAAAUCCAGAAUCACCUCCUAAAUUUUAUUGGUAAAAUUGUUAAGGUAUUUUUAAUGUUAAUAGUUAAACAGAGUCACGAUUAAAAGGCAACUAAUAUAUAUUUGCAUAACAAAGUUCCUCUAAUUUAAUAAAAAUUACUUCUUGAUAAUAUUUCAAUCAAUAUGAAUCGUCAGAAGUAUUAAUUAUCCAAAAUAGCAUAAUUCUAAGUUAUAUAGUGGGUCAGGAGUAAAUAACAAUAUGAAUAAUUGACCAAAAGGAAAACAAUAGUCAAUUAGCAAAUUAAACUGAAAAAUGCCUAUAUAUCUUUUACUAUUAAUCUGGGAUAUAUUUCUCUAGCAGUGCUAUCCAAUUUUCUUGCUGCUUUCUUUUGCUGCCAUUAAUCACUUCCACAUUUGAGCAGCAUUUCAAUUUAUCCCAACAAGCUUUGGUUUUUUUCCUCUCACUUUCUAACCUCGUUUUCAGAAUGCUUUUUUUAUAGCUUUCAGCUAUAUUGUUUUCCACCUCUUCCAUGCGGACUUCCAAAGGGGUUGGUUGCUUUCUCAUCACAUUUGUUACCUUGCUAAAAAUCUUUUCCCUCCACUGUGAUUUGUCCACUCUAAUAUUUUCUCCACCUUUUGAUUCUACUAAUGAAUUUAAAGCCAAUGCCUUCUCUUUACUUUCAAAAUCUUCCCACCA